Messenger RNA from Capsella rubella, 306 nucleotides. RefSeq lists its product as uncharacterized. The transcript has a single exon. The record is from RefSeq and is a predicted model, not a curated record. Lineage: Eukaryota; Viridiplantae; Streptophyta; Magnoliopsida; Brassicales; Brassicaceae.
AUGCAGAUCGUAAAGAGUUUUCUUGGUUAAAAAAUGUUUCUUCAUGUAUCUAACAUGUCAAUGUUUCGCAUAACUACCCUCGCUAUGCUCAUUAUCUCGACCGCAAUGGGAAGACCUAUCUCUACCAACAAAUAUACAUCUCAAGAUUUAGAUUCUUCCUUAAAGGUGAAAUCCAAGAGCUUUGAUCUAGCAAAGUUGUAUGGCGAUUACGGGUUUUGGAACCCGAGCCCGGUUUACGGAGGAGGUUUUCCUUAUCCUGGACCAGUUCCUCAUGGCAAUCUAGGACCGAUACAGAGACACAAUUAA